Molecule: messenger RNA, 5361 nt
Organism: Osmerus eperlanus (European smelt)
Lineage: Eukaryota; Metazoa; Chordata; Actinopteri; Osmeriformes; Osmeridae
Gene: zeb2b
Product: zinc finger E-box binding homeobox 2b
Exons: 9
Coding region: 212-3865 (1217 amino acids)
Molecular function (GO): DNA binding
Source: RefSeq, a predicted model, not a curated record
CAGUUAUUCAUUUAUUUUCUUUACAUAUUGUAGGCCUAUAUAGCACAAAUGUCCAAGGUUCCUUAUUUGUUUCAUCUGGCGUCUGAUUUUCACAUAGGAUUUCCCUGUAUCCACAUUGUUGCUGUGUGUUUGGUUGUUAGAUAUUGAGCCUGCGUGCUGCUGAUUCAAGGAGUCGAGUCCAUGCGAGCUGCCAUCUGAUCCACUCUUAUCAAUGAAGCAGGAGAUCAUGGCGGAUGGCCCCAGGUGUAAGAGGCGAAAACAAGCCAACCCAAGAAGGAAAAACGCGUUGAACUACGAGAAUGUGCUGGAGACGGGGUCUGAGACCGAGGAGGAGGACAAGCUUCUGGUCUCCGAGGAGGACGGCCUGCUCAACGGAGUGGGAAGCCCGGCCAGCAUGCCCAACCAUGAAGGCUCCCCGAGAGUGGGCCACGCCCUUCUGACGAAGGAGGAGGAGGACGACGACAUGAGGGACAGUGGAGUGGACCAUGUUUGGCAUGACAACGACAUGCUGAGCGCCUCAGUCGACGGUACUGAUGAAAUGAAAGAUGAGUUUGACGCUAUGGGGCCUGAUGCUACUCUUCAAACAGUUGGAAACGGUACAGUGAAGAAUGUUGAUUGCACUUCAGAAUUCGAGGAGUUCUUUGCCAAACGUAAGCUGGAUGAGAGUGAGAGCCAUGUUGUCAGUAUCGCUGAGUACCUGCAGAGAGGUGACACCGCCAUCAUUUACCCAGAAGCACCCGAGGAGCUGACACGCCUCGGCACGCCCGAAGCCAAUGGCCAGGAGGAAAAUGACCUACCACCUGGAACUCCAGAUGCUUUCGCCCAACUGUUGACCUGCCCCUACUGUGACCGGGGUUACAAGCGUUUGACAUCGCUCAAGGAGCACAUCAAGUACCGCCAUGAGAAGAACGAAGAGAACUUUGCUUGCCCCCUGUGCAACUACACGUUUGCUUACCGCACUCAGCUUGAGCGACAUAUGGCCACGCACAAGCCAGGCAGAGAUCAGCACCAACUGCUGAACCAGGGGGCUGGCAACCGCAAAUUCAAAUGCACAGAAUGUGGCAAGGCCUUCAAAUACAAGCACCAUCUGAAGGAACACCUGCGGAUUCACAGUGGUGAAAAGCCGUACGAGUGUCCGAACUGUAAGAAGCGCUUUUCCCAUUCCGGAUCCUACAGCUCUCAUAUCAGUAGCAAGAAGUGCAUUGGUCUGAUAGCAGUGAACGGGAGGAUGCGAAACAACAUGAAAACAGGCUCUUCUCCUACAUCAGCCUCUUCCUCCCCCACUAACACUGCCAUCACACAGCUGCGACACAAGCUGGAGAACGGCAAGCCCAUGGGCCUCCAGGACCAGAACAACCACCUGAACAUCAAAACAGAACCACUAGACUUCAAUGACUACAAGCUAAUGAUGGCCUCCCAUGGCUUUGGUGCACCUGGGCCCUUCAUGAAUGGAGGGAUGGGAGGAAGCAGCCCCCUGGGAGUCCACAACUCAGCCCAAAGCCCCAUGCCACAUUUAGGAUUGGGGAUUGAUUCGCAGCUCCUCUGCUAUCCCUCCCUGGGGAACAACCUGAGUGAGGUGCAGAAGGUCCUUCAGAUUGUUGACAACACUGUGUGCAGGCAGAAAAUGGACUGCAAACCUGAGGAGAUCACUAAGCUCAAGGCCUACAUGAAGGAGCUUGGGAACCAAAUCGAGGAACAGAAACAGGGGCUGACAGGGGCUUCCCCCGUUGGUCUUCCAGUCGUCAGCCAUAAUGGGGCCACCAAAAGCAUUAUCGACUACACAUUAGAAAAAGUUAAUGAAGCCAAAGCUUGCCUCCAGAGCUUAACUACAGACUCAAAGAGACAGAUUAGCAAUAUCAAAAGAGAGAAGUCCAACCACAUGUUAAAUGCAGGUAUUGAGGAGAAGAUGCAUGAGAACAACAUUAUGUUUACACCUUUUGCUUGCCAAUUUUGCAAAGAAACCUUCACUGGUCCAAUUCCUUUGCAUCAGCACGAACGCUACCUGUGUAAAAUGAAUGAGGAGAUAAAGGCCGUUCUCCAGCCCAGCGAGAACCUGAUGCCCUCAAAACAAGGGAUAUAUGUAGACAAGCAUAACCACUUGCUGUCGUCCAUGCUGUCGGAAAAGGGACUAUCAUGUCCCAUCAACCCUUACAAGGACCACAUGUCCGUACUCAAAGCAUACUUUGCCAUGAACAUGGAGCCCAAUUCAGAGGAACUACUGAAGAUUUCUAUAGCCGUUGGGCUUCCUCAGGAAUUUGUCAAAGAGUGGUUUGAUCAAAGGAAAAUGUAUCAAUACGGCAGCGCAAGAACCCCUCCGCUAGAGCGAAACAACAUUGAUAUGAUCCUGGCCACAAAUAAUCACACCCCAGGUAAAGACUCAAUGGUAGCUAGGUCACCAGUGUCUCUAGUCAAACACUCUGACCACAUCACAUCCUCUUCCAUUGCAGAGCUCCACAACAACAUCAACAAUUGUGAUAAUCCUCUCAGACUCUCAAAAAACAACCAGUUUGGUGCCACCAAACAGAUGGGCGAGAAAUUGGACCAUUCCCGGAGCAACACGCCCUCCCCCCUGAACCUCUCCUCCACAUCCUCUAAAAACUCCCACAGUAGCUCAUACACUCCAAACAGCUUAGCAUCCGAGGACCUGAACCAGGCUGAGCCACUGGACUUGUCACUGCCAAAACUCAUAAAGGAGCCUAAGCAUGCCCUAACUGUAAAGAGCAGACCCAAACUCAACAGUAUCGCUAUUGACCAUAACGGUGUUCCUUCCCCCCGCCAGCACUUCGAAGAGCCUUUGAACUUGGCCUAUCUCAAGAAGGAGUUUGCCGGCUCCAACAACAAUGGAAACCUCGACAAAAGCACUAGCCCCAUGUUCGGCAUUAACCCCUUUGGUGCCAAGCCCAUGUACACAUCCCUUCCACCACAAAGCGCGUUCCCACAUGCCACAUUCAUGCCCCCAAUGCAAGCCAGCAUCCCGGGACUGAGGCCAUACCCAGGCAUGGAUCAAAUGGGCUUCCUACCACACAUGGCCUACACUUAUGCAACCGGAGCAGCUACCUUUGCUGAGAUGCAGCAGAGGAGGAAGUACCAGAGGAAGCCAGGUUUCCAGGGGGAACUGCUUGACGGAACAGCAGAUUAUUUGUCAGGCCUGGAUGACAUGACAGAUUCUGACUCCUGUCUUUCCCGGAAGAAGAUUAAGAAGACAGAAAGUGGUAUGUACGCGUGUGACUUGUGCGACAAAACAUUCCAGAAGAGCAGUUCCCUCCUAAGACACAAAUAUGAACACACAGGUAAACGGCCACACCAGUGUCAAAUCUGCAAGAAAGCAUUCAAGCAUAAGCAUCACCUUAUCGAGCAUUCAAGACUGCACUCGGGUGAAAAACCAUACCAGUGUGACAAGUGUGGGAAACGCUUCUCUCACUCUGGCUCAUACUCCCAGCACAUGAACCAUCGCUACUCCUACUGCAAGAGGGAGGCCGAGGAGAGGGAGGCAGCAGAGAGAGAGGCUCGUGAGAAGGGCCACCUGGAGCCCACAGAGCUGCUGAUGAGCAGGGCUUACUUACAGGGCAUGACACCUCAGGGUUACCCGGACCUGGAGGACAGAGAAGGCAUUCUGAGGGACAGUAUGAACGGAGGAAUACGAGAACGUGUGAAGGAAGUUGAAGAAACGUACGCAAAGAUCGGAAGGAGGGAGGACGAUUUUGAGGAAGAGGAGGAGGAGAGCGAAAACAAGAGCAUGGACACGGACCCAGACACGUUGAGGGAUGAGGAGGAGAACGGAGAGCACUCGAUGGAUGACAGUUCGUUAGAUGGCAAAACAGAAACCAAAUCUGAUCACGAGGACAAUAUGGAGGACGGCAUGUAAUUAACUACUGCAUUCAAUAGCUUCCCAUGAUAUUUUCUGUUCAGUAUUAUUACCUGCUUGGUUUAAAACACACUGCUGUGUUUAAGCUGUACAUGCACGUGCCUGAAGCUUCUAGGAAGCUUUCACUGAAGGACUCAUGGCUGGUAUACAGUAUGUCUGCCCAAUGAAACAUUGAUUUGAAGUUUGAUUUGGGUAGGGGAGGGGUUAGUUUAAGAAGCUGCAUUAUGCAAACAUGAAAAAUGAAUACAUUAAUGAAAUUUUAAAAUUGUACAGUAUUAAGGCCUAAAAAUAUGUGUGGUGCUAACAUCCUAAAACCCUGUGUUUCAUAGUAUUUAUAGCACAACUAGUGACUUGUACAAAUUGCACUCCGCUUCUAUAAUCACUACAAAAAUAAUAAAAAGUAUUGCCUAUGUAUAUAUUUAUACAGUGUUGAAAAGAGCAGUAGUGUCCACACUACAGUCCAUCAGUAUUAUUGCUUCUCUUUCACUUAAUGUGUUUAUAGUUUUGCCCUGUCGUCAGGCCAGCUAGCCACACCGUUUUAGGCCUCAUAAUUGUUUUAUGUGAAGGAACUUAACAAAUACUUGUAUUUAAGAUAUUAAAGUCUUAAAGAGACCUUGAAAUUAAGGGAAAUGGUUUGACAAAACAGCAUAGGGAAGAGGUCAAGUGAACAAUGAAGGAGACAGCCGAAGCCUUAUAUGCAAACCUUUUAACCUGUGUGUUUCUGCAAGUGCCAUCCUUGUAUUGUGUAAAAGGAAGGUGACGUGAUGUGUUACCUUUUCACCAGCUUCAGUAUUAAAAAAAUAGUUAGCCUUGUUCUUUUAGGCACCCAUGUCAGUAUUAGAACAAUAGGCAGCAGUUCCUUAGUUUACAUUAUGUUGUGCAAUUUUCAGGUUUUUCUUUCCUUUAACUUUUGUCAGUAUUACACCAAACCAUUUUUGGAACAACAAAAUUGCAUUCAUUUUAUUUGUAGGUUGAAUAACAUUUUAUUUAUGUGGCCCAUUUUAUAUUUCCUAAUUUUAUUUAUUUCAUACUGUAGUGUACAGUACUAUAGUUCUUCAAUAUAUAGAUAUAUUUUAGUAAAAAGGAACAGGCGCUGAUCUUAGGGGCAGAUUUUACGUGAAGAGAGCAUUUAUUGUGUUUUGAAACAUUACUUGUGAAAUGCGAAUUUUCAAUUUCAUUUCAUUUUCUUUCCUUAAUUUUCCAGUGACUGGAAAUUCCAAAUUUGGGAACUUUUAUACAAUAUUGUGAAAACACUGUAUUUUCGACUGAAAAAUUCCACUUUCUUCAUCUUGUUUUUUUUGUUGUUUUUUUUGUUGUUUUUGCAAAAAAAAUGAAGAGGGACUGUUAAAAUACAAUGUAUGAUACCAUGACUGAAGAAAUCUUUCUUGAAUUGUCUUUGUAAAAGUAUUAUUGAAUUUUUAAUUUGUAAUUUUUCUUGGAAAUGACCAUGCUCGAAUAAAGUAGCCAAAUUACAGAAUAAAAAUUAACUGUUUUAA